Penicillium argentinense is the source of this 396-nucleotide messenger RNA. Its product is annotated as DUF4267 domain-containing protein. The transcript has a single exon. NCBI's taxonomy places the organism in Eukaryota, Fungi, Ascomycota, Eurotiomycetes, Eurotiales, Aspergillaceae. Bases 1 to 396 code for a protein of 131 amino acids. The record is from RefSeq and is a predicted model, not a curated record.
AUGCCUCUUUCACAAGCGGGUGGCCUUCGCUUGGCUGCAUCAGCCUUUGGCACCAUUUUUAUCGGCUUUGGCAUCAAUGCCAUUCUUCGUCCCGACCACGCCCUGACAUUUUUCGAGUUCGCUCCGCCUGUUGGCGCCGCCGAUCACAGACUCGUCGACAGCCUAAUGGCGGUCUAUGGAAUCCGCAACAUCUUCAUGGGGCUUGCGAUUUACGCUGCAGCAUUUCUCGGAACAUCGGCGUCACUCGGUCUGACCCUGAUCUUUGCCAGUGCAGUUGCAGUUGGGGAUGGCGCGGUGUGCUGGACCCACGGCCAGGGCCAGUGGAGUCAUUGGGGGUAUGCGCCGAUGAUCGCGGUGGUUGGCAGCCUGCUGCUAGGUAUCUUUGAUCGCAGAUGA